Messenger RNA from Ostreococcus tauri, 1032 nucleotides. Its product is annotated as Protein of unknown function DUF1997. The coding region runs from base 1 to 1032 and encodes 343 amino acids. The transcript has a single exon. The record is from RefSeq and is a predicted model, not a curated record. Lineage: Eukaryota; Viridiplantae; Chlorophyta; Mamiellophyceae; Mamiellales; Bathycoccaceae.
AUGCGCGCGCGCUCGAGCGCGACGACGACGCGAUGCGUCGCGCGCGAUCAACCGUGUCGCUCGCGCGCGACGCCGCGACGGAUGACGGGCGCGAAGAACCGGCGCGUCGUCCCGCGCGAAGCGAUCGCCACCGACGGCGACGAACAACGAUCGCUCGAGUCCCUGGCGCCGCGCGAGGGAGAGAACGCGUACGGAGAGGCGUGCACGGAUACGAUGUGUCGUUCGUAUGACGUCAACUUGCGAGCGCACGCAAAGGUGCGAUCGGCGGUGGAUGAGCGGAAGGAUGACGCGUCGUUGAGCCUGGACGCGUACAUGCGGCUUCCGGUGUCGCAGUACGUCGACGUGCCGCUUCCGCUCGGGGCGACGAUGGAGAAGGUGGGCGGUGGAGGGAACGAAGAUGGAUCUGGUGCGGCGCCGAGGUCGAGGGACGAGGAGUUCCGGUUGUCGAUCCCAGGAUUGAAGUUUUUGUCGCUGGAGGUGGCGCCGGUGAUCGACGUGCGGGUGCGGUGCUUGGAGAACGACGAACAGGUGGAGACGUGGCACGGACGGACGUGGGAUGAAUCGCAGGAUAGGGAGAAAGAGAGGCCCGAGACGAUGGGGGUGGUGAUCAAGGGUCCGUGCGUUUUGAUCGAGGUGAUCCGAGCGCGCGUGGAAGGGAAGACGUGCGAAAGUUUGGGAUUGAACGACAUGUUCGUCAAUCGAGGGACGACGGCGUUUAGAUGGCGUUCGUACGGUGACGGCAGCUUGGACGGACCAGCGCUUUCGAGAACCGGGUUCCAGGAUGAUGAAGAUCGGGCGACUGAGAAGGAAACGAGCGAAGGGCCGUGCAUCAUGGGAUGGACGGAUAUUGGCGUCGGCGUCGAUCCGCCGGGACCGUUCUCGAAGCUCCCAAAAUCUAUGACCCAGCGCGUCGGCGACGCCGUUCUCGGGACCACGCUGCGCAUUCUGUCUAGCGUCUUCGUGGGCGGUUUGGCGCGAGAUUACCAAAGGUGGGCGUACGACGAGGACUACAGGCUCGGUCGCGUGAAGUAG